Molecule: messenger RNA, 4154 nt
Organism: Talpa occidentalis (Iberian mole)
Lineage: Eukaryota; Metazoa; Chordata; Mammalia; Eulipotyphla; Talpidae
Gene: TRMT1L
Product: tRNA methyltransferase 1 like
Exons: 15
Coding region: 1073-3211 (712 amino acids)
Biological process (GO): tRNA N2-guanine methylation
Cellular component (GO): nucleus
Molecular function (GO): RNA binding
Source: RefSeq, a predicted model, not a curated record
UUUCCUUCACGGGGGAGGGGGACGCUUUCUGCUACAAAAAUAGAAAGUCACACUAAAUUUGGUAGUUUCCCCUCUCAGUGCCUUUAAAACGUGGCAUAGUAGCCGAGGCAGCCUUUUUACUGUUGUGAAUCCUAGCUGCCAAGUAGCUUUUAUGCCUCGACGUACACAAAGAGAUGAAUUUUUCUCACUUUAUUUCCUUUGGCAGCUUGCUUUCAAAAAGACUGUGUGGCCGAUGAGUACUAGAUGAGUCGACUGAGUAUGAAUGUCUUCCUGCAGACAUAAAUACCAAUUGAGUUUCAUCAGAAGUUUACUGUCGAAAAUCAGUAGUUGAUAGUAUUUGUUUCCGAAUGUGUUUCUAUGUUUUCUAAAUGGUGGUGUGAUGAACCAUCAAGACAUUGAAAAGAUUAGUAACACUUUAAGAAUCUAAUGAACGUUUUAAAAUAAAAAAAAAAAAAAAAAGAAUCUAAUGAACGUUUUAAAAUAAAGGUCGAAGAAAGACUGAAGUUUUUUUGAGAAAAUUAUUUUGUGAUCCAUAAAUGGAUUCCUAACGCUCUUUCUGAAUUGUAACAAAAUAUCAUUAAUUCGUUGGCUUCACUACUUCUAGACCAGUUGUGAGUUUAUUGUUUAUAAAACACUUGGGUAGUAGUCUAACAGAAUUAUUUUGCAAUUUUAAAACGACAUAAAUUGUUCGAUUUUAGAGUAGGACUGAUCACAGAAAAGACAGCCUGCUUGUCUUAGGCCCCACCCCUCUCAUGUAAGAUCCGAACUAGUAGGUGCAAAGUUCUGUGUUUCUUUACCUGCAGCUACAGUUGGGGAAGAAGGGUGUACACGCUCCUGGGUAAAUUAGCCUCCACCUCUCCCCUAGAUUGAGUCUGUUUAUAUUAAUCAGAAGUGGUUCAGCAGCUGUAGGGAAUGCAUGCUUUCUCCACUGUCAAAAUUAUGUGAGCAUUAUUUGGAAAAAUUUGUUCAUGUAUUCCAAAAUGUACAAAUGUGUAAUUGAAGAAUAUUUGCUGUUUGAAAAACCUGGAAAUGUAUUAUUAGGACAAGGAUGUAAUGAUUGAGAAAUCUUAAAAUGCAUCAGAAGUAUACAUUGCUCGCUUUUCAAAAAUUAUUUUUAAAUGGUCUAGUUAGUCCUUUCAAAUCAGUCAUAAUUAGUCAAGAUGAAGAUGGCAUAUCUAAAAUAGAAUUCAAAAUUGAGGACGAAGUUGUAAAAGAGUCUCCUAGCAUCUUGGCUUCCUCAGCUUUAACAAGAGAGAGACACAUCUCAAUUCAAAGGCAACUUGCUGAUCUAGAGAAGUUAGCUUUUGUAACUGAAGGAGAUUUUGACUCUGCCAGUUCUUUGAAUUCAGAUAAUCUUGAUGCAGGAAACAAACAGGCUUGUCCAUUAUGCCCUAAGGAAAAAUUUAGAGCUUGUAAUAGCCAUAAGCUUCGGCGGCAUCUCCAAAAUUUACACUGGAAAGUCUCAGUUGAAUUUGAAGGUUACAGAAUGUGCAUCUGUCACUUACCUUGUCGACCAGUGAAACCAAACAUUAUUGGAGAACAGAUUUCCAGUAAAAUGGGCGCCCAUUAUCAUUGUAUCAUUUGUUCAGCAACAAUCACCAGAAGGACCGAUAUGCUAGGACAUGUUAGGCGCCAUGUGAAUAAAGGAGAGACUAAAUCCAAGUUUAUUGCUGCAUCUGCUGCUAAACCACCUAAUGAAAUUUUGAAAGAGGCAGACACAGAUGUACAAAUUUGUCCUAACCAUUCUAUACCUCAGAAAACAGAUUCCUAUUUUAAUCCUAAAAUGAAACUAAAUCGGCAGCUAAUAUUUUGUACGUUGGCAGCUUUGACUGAGGAGCGAAAACCUUUGGAAUGUCUAGAUGCCUUUGGAGCAACUGGGAUAAUGGGAUUACAAUGGGCAAAACAUCUUGGAAAUGCAGUGAAGGUUACAAUUAAUGACUUGAAUGAAAACUCUGUGACAUUGAUUCAGGAAAACUGCCAUUUAAACAAAUUGAAAGUGGUGAUAGACAAUAAAGAGAAGGAAGAAAGCGAUGAUAAUCUUGACAGAGGAGAGGAAAACUUUGGUAAUAUUAAGGUGACCAAAAUGGAUGCCAAUGUACUGAUGCAUUUGAGAUCUUUUGAUUUUAUACACCUAGACCCUUUUGGAACAUCAGUGAACUAUCUAGAUUCUGCGUUCAGAAAUAUAAGAAACCUUGGCAUAGUGUCAGUGACUUCUACGGAUAUCAGUUCUUUAUAUGCCAAGGCACAACAUGUUGCCCGGCGCCACUAUGGCUGUAAUAUUGUCCGAACUGAAUAUUACAAGGAGCUGGCAGCCAGAAUUGUUGUAGCUGCAGUGGCAAGAGCUGCUGCCCGAUGUAACAAAGGCAUCGAAGUGCUAUUUGCAGUGGCUCUGGAGCAUUUUGUGUUGGUAGUUGUGAGAGUUUUGAGGGGCCCCACUUCUGCAGAUGAAACAGCCAAGAAGAUUCAAUACCUGAUCCACUGUCAGUGGUGUGAAGAGCGAAUUUUUCAGAAGGAUGGUAAUAUGGUAGAAGAAAAUCCAUACAGACAACUGCCGUGUAACUGUCAUGGAAGCAUGCCCGGGAAGACAGCAAUAGAACUUGGACCUUUAUGGUCAAGUUCCCUUUUCAAUACUGGAUUCCUCAAAAGAAUGUUGUUUGAAUCUCUUCAUCAUGGUUUAGAUGACAUUCAGACCCUAAUAAAGACAUUAAUCUUUGAAUCAGAGUGUAGUCCACAAUCUUCAGUUCACGUAUCUUCUAAUCUCAACAAGCAAGAAGAAUAUGGUGUAUUUAUUAAAACUACAGAUGACACCAUAACAGAUUACAUUGCACAAGGAAAGAGAAAAAGUAAUGAAACAAUCACAAACUUAACCAAGAGGCAAAAGAGUGAUGUCAGUACUGAACACCCGCCCUUUUAUUACAACAUUCACAGACACAGCAUUAAAGGAAUGAAUAUGCCAAAGUUAAAAAAGUUUCUGUGCUAUCUUUCUCAAGCAGGCUUUCGAGUAAGCCGAACUCAUUUUGACCCAAUGGGUGUUCGUACAGACGCACCUCUGAUGCAGUUUAAAUCUAUUCUUUUAAAAUAUAGCACCCCCACCUACACUGGAGGACAGUCUGAGGGCCACGUCCAAUCAGCAUCUGAAGAUACAGUAGCUGACAGGGUUGAAAUGUCAGUGAAUGACAAAGCAGAAGUAAGCAGUUGCAGAAGAUGGUAAACAGGAGUGCAUAUGUGUAUAGAUAACCAAACAGUUCUCUAUACCAACUGUAGUUUGUUUUUUAUUCUUUCAAGUCAGUGAUGUAAAAAUAAAAAAAAGAAAACCAUUGCUGUUUUCUUUCAGAAAAUUAGCAGUUUCUAACUUAGUUGGUUUGGGAGCUGUGCUUUCCAAGUUUUUCUUAUUUUAAAGAAAACAAAAUUUUAAUGAAAACAUUUCAUAGGGAGUCAAGUUAAUGACUGAGAUCACCCUACUGUUUAAUAACUCAGAAAAUUUUCAUAUGUUAAGUGUUUGCAAUUUUAUAUGGUAUAGAAGCCAUCCUUUACUAUUCUUAAUCACAUCUCUACUUAUAUUGAUUUCAUGGUAUUUUCUUGUUUGUAGCAUACAAAAUGAACCUAGAAUAUUGUACCAUACUAAAAUGACCCUGAAUAUAACAACAAUUUGUCUUUUCAGGUCACUAAUAUAUUUUGCAAUUGCAAAGCUAAAAUAAUUGUUUUAAGAAACCACACCUCUCCAUAAAUUGACAUUUUUAAUUUAUUACUAGCUUUUUUGAAAACUUAAAUACUUGCCUGGGAUAGAAAUACAUUUUAAGUGUAAGCUCUAGAUGACUAAACUUCAGAGUAAGGUUUUGUCAAUGUAAAUUGAGACCAUUGUUCUCUUAUAAAAAUUGUUCACAAGCACUGAAGUUCUGAAAAGAUUUUGUUAAACAAAUCGGGUGAUCUCAAGUGCCUCAGUUAUUUAAUGCACGAACAAUAUUCAUUUGCUUGGUUGUGCUACCUCUCAGAAGUAAAACUUGUUACCUUAUUAAUUUAUGAAGUGAAGAUAUCUUGGGCUUGGGGGUUUUUUGGGUUUUUGUUUUUUUUUUUUUUUUUUUUUUUUUUUUUUGGUGUGUGUGUGCUAAUUUUUUGAUUAAGUUACCCAGGCCAACAUAACUGAAAAUGAGUUG